Messenger RNA from Cavia porcellus (domestic guinea pig), 456 nucleotides. Its product is annotated as taste receptor type 2 member 1-like. Gene Ontology annotation, biological process: detection of chemical stimulus involved in sensory perception of bitter taste; sensory perception of taste; G protein-coupled receptor signaling pathway. NCBI's taxonomy places the organism in Eukaryota, Metazoa, Chordata, Mammalia, Rodentia, Caviidae. Gene Ontology annotation, cellular component: membrane. The transcript has 2 exons. The coding region runs from base 1 to 456 and encodes 151 amino acids. Gene Ontology annotation, molecular function: G protein-coupled receptor activity; bitter taste receptor activity. The record is from RefSeq and is a predicted model, not a curated record.
AUGGAAAUGCAUCAUCUCAUCAUCCAUUUUCUUAUAGUAGUGACACAGUUUCUUACUGGGGUCCUCACAAACGGCUUCAUCGUGGUGGUGAAUGUGGUGGACUUCAUCAAGCACAGACAGAUGGCUCCUUUGGACCUGCUCCUUUCCUGCCUGGCGACUUCACGGAUUACUCUGCAGAUGCUCAUCAUCCUCUCACAUCUGGUUCUUCUCUCCUUCGUGAAAAUCAGAGCUCCCCUCAGGGCCCUGCUGUCCAUCCUGUCCUUCCUGAUCCUCUACUUCUCCCAUUAUAUGAUGUCCAUUUUGUUCAUGUUUCAAACGUUGCAGUUUGGAAGCUUCCUCUUUGAGUUCUGCUCCUUGACAGUUGCCAUCUACCCAUCUAUUCACUCUGUCAUCUUAAUUUUAGGAAAUGCUAAGCUGAAACAAAGUGCAAAGAGGUUCUUGCUCUGUGGUCAGUGA